Molecule: messenger RNA, 1983 nt
Organism: Cladocopium goreaui
Lineage: Eukaryota; Dinophyceae; Suessiales; Symbiodiniaceae
Source: the annotation of a GenBank genome assembly
AUGAGUUUCUUCUUUUUCUUGCCCUGGUUCAUGAUUUUGAUCCCUGUGAUAGCGAAUGAACCAGUGGAUUGGUACAAGAACCACAGCUACCUCGCAACUGAUACAUUCUUGGACAUUGGCGUCAUCAUGUUGAAGUUUCAUCCCAUCUGCUAUUUCCAUGUCUUCAUCGUUGGAAUGCUGCUGGCAAAGUUGCGCCAACUGCUCGAUAAGAAGGCUGUGCUAAGUGGCCAUGGAGCGGAUAGUUGGCGGAACCCCUACGUGAUCGCCUUGCAGUUUGUGGCACCGCUCGGGUAUUUGGUAUUGUUGUUGGUCUUCAGCGUGGAAGGUUUCCAAGCGAAACUCUGGGGCUACAAACUUUCAGCCAGGAUCUCAGUCCUUCUUCCCUUUCAAGCCAUGGUUCUAUUCGGCUUGGCCGGUUUACCCUCCUUGCCUUUGCCGGUCUUUUCUUAUGCCUUCUCGAAGUUGGACUUUUUGGAGAACUAUUCCUAUGCAGUCUAUGUGUUCCAAUUCCUUUGCUAUGCCGUCUGGCCACAGACGGGCCUUGUGAACCUGCUGUGGUUCCUGGUUUUCACCUACGCCUCUGCAUUCCUGAUCGCCAAGCUGAUCCAGCAGCCCAUCCAGAAAUGGUGGGCCGCCCACACACACGCGCGCUUGGCGGUACCCUUCGUAUUGGCGGCUGCCUUUGUGGCGUGCAGCUUUCUGCCGGAUCAGGCCUUAGCUCCAGCCCUUCCAGAGCUACCAGCAGAGGUGAGGAUCGAUGAGCAGACCCUGGACCAGCGCUUGCAACUUCUGGACCAUCAGCGGGAAGCUUCUGCCACUAUCAACCCUUCGCUGUUGAUUAAGGACAAUGAAGUCAUUGUCGUGGCCCGACGACACCGGAGGGAAACGAAGAUGGGCAACGGUAUCUUCAAUGGCCCAGAGGGGGCACAGGAUGCAGUGAUUAUCGAUCAGUUGUGGCAUUCAGACAUCAUCAUGGGCAAGACACCCUUGGAUCCGAUAGCGUGGAAAGAAUGGCCAACCACAGGAGUAAAUCCCUUGCAGAAUGUGCAGAUGGAAGAGUGGAGCGGUUUGCGGACCCCCUCAGGCAACGAGUGGAAGGAUUUGUGCGUCCUCAGAUUUGCACGGAAGGUUGUUGAAACCUGGAUUGCUAGCAACAACACCCUGAUUCGACACGUGGUGACCGGUCCUGAAGAUCCAAAGGCGGUAGACCUGGAAGGUCAGCUGGUCAUGGCCUUUGAUUCGAAGAAGCCGCACAGCGGCGACGUGGAGGGCGUGUGUCGUCGGAACCAGCAAGGCUUGCUAGACGCUGUGACGCAGAUGUAUGUGUCCAGCGACGUGCAGGUUACGCAACCCACCGAAGAAAAAAUGGGCUAUCGUUUGAGCUAUGGUCAAAUUGAUGUUGAUGAGAAGAACUGGAUUCCCUUCACGUAUCAAGGACGGCUCCACUUCGUCUACACGCCCAUGCCGCACGUUAUUUUGUCGGCGGGGGCGGACGGCAGCAGCGAGAAGAUCUACAGCACCAGCUUCGGACCGCUGCGGAGGGUGGUGCAGGAAUAUCCACAUGUCAGGAUCAGGGGAUCAGCACAGGCUGUCUUCGUGAACAACUCACAGGCGACUCCAAGCCUGCCACGGCCGCAUUUCUUGGCCUUGCUGCACCUCUACGACACGAAAACUGGGCGUUAUGCUCAUCAUGCGUCAGAAGCUGAGAGCGGGGGCUGGGUUGAAUUCAAAGCCAACGGGGCCAGUCCAUCGUACCGAUUCGGAGCGGAGCCUCCCUUCCUGAUGUUGCAGAUGUCGGAGCGACUGCCAUUGAGUGAAGCAGCAGCCACACCAGGUGGUAUUCCCUUUGCCUUUGCCAGUGGUCUGGCAGUGCAUGGGGACACGGUGGCCAUCAGCUAUGGUGCCGGAGACCGUGACGCGAGGAUCUUGGUGAUGACGCUACAAAGGUGCUCCGCUAUGGGAACAACGAAAUAUUUGGCAUGA